AUGAUUGCUGCAGAUCUGGACAAGAUCUUCAUAAGCUCCGAAACAAGACCGAAGAAAGAGCAUAUAGAGGAAGCAAAGAAGAUCGUGAAGGCAAAUUCGAAGUAUAAAGCGGAUCCCGGAUACAGAUACUUCCUUGAUGAGACAAUUGUAGGCCUCUGCAAAGGAUGUAGCAACGAAGAGAUUUUUCGGACGAUCAGAUCGCUACAGAGAAUGAUAAAGCCGAGAGCAAGGGUGCUUGGUGAAGAUCUGUAUCUUAGAAAAUAA
Encephalitozoon hellem ATCC 50504 is the source of this 264-nucleotide messenger RNA. RefSeq lists its product as uncharacterized. Bases 1 to 264 code for a protein of 87 amino acids. The record is from RefSeq and is a predicted model, not a curated record. The transcript has a single exon. NCBI's taxonomy places the organism in Eukaryota, Fungi, Microsporidia, Unikaryonidae.